Molecule: messenger RNA, 8671 nt
Organism: Chilo suppressalis (striped riceborer)
Lineage: Eukaryota; Metazoa; Arthropoda; Insecta; Lepidoptera; Crambidae
Source: the annotation of a GenBank genome assembly
CGCAUGUCAAAAAUACACAAAUGUCAUUCACACACACAUCAUUUUAUUUCGUGAUAUCGUAAAAACGAGUUGAUUUCGCGAAAAUAUACGGACGUGUUGGCUUCGGGCAUGUUUUUCCAGUGUUCACGGACUUUAUCAUACGUUGGAACUACAGAAAUUAUGUAUUAGUGUGAACUCUAAUUCGGUGGUGGACAGUGGUUUGAAAUUUAUGAAAGAAAAAUAAGAUUUUCACAGAUUUUCUUUUUCGUUUUCGUCUACCGCAGUGCAUUGGACGUAUUGUUAAUUAUAUUAUUUACAUUCCGGUGUAAAUGUGAAUACGUUGUCGUUUUUUAGUGUUCAAUACAGUUCAGUUUUCUAUUUUUGACAUACGUCGCUAUUAAUAGUUGUGUUUUUGAUGAAUUACAUGCGAUGGAAAGCUUAUAAAUUGCAUUAAUGGCGCCCAGCAUCAUAAAGAAGCAUCGCAUAAAAACUGACCAUAGCAAUUUCACUCUCUUAUCAGCGACACGUAACUAACGAAAAAAAUGCUCUCCGUCAAACGCCGUCCACAUAACAGAAAACCAGUUAAAAUCAAUAAAAUAAACGUAAAAAAAUACCCUCAAGAACAAAAAGAAAAACAUCGAGCUUACCAACUUACCGAACAUGUGUUCCAAAUUCGAAAUUUAAAUCGCGGAUUGUUCUAAACGCGCCACGCGCUUUCGAAUAUUUAAAAAAUAGCUUUUCUUUUAACUUUAAAUUAACAAAGCUUUAAUCCAAAAAGUUUUUCAAGGAAAACUUUUUUUUAAGAUUGUAGUCUUAUAAAAAAAUAGUUGCCUUCUAUUCGUAGUUGUAGUGUAUACCGUGAUUGGUCCAAUUUCUUGUAAAGUGUCGUUUUUAAUUGAUGUCAAGAAACCACACAAUCUUUUUUGGAAAGCCCUUUGAAGUUCUGAGAGAAAAAGGGUGCCAACAGACGCAAUGGAGAGAGCUGAAGUUGAAAAACCUUCAUCUGAAGAUGGGAGUCAACUCAACAGAAAUAGGAGCUUCAAAUCGAAACAACUCGUGCGCAGCCAAGCGAUACGUGAAUCGCAAUCUCCCCCGCGUACUAUCUCCCCGUCUGCCAUCAGGCCGGCACUGGAAGAGCCGGUCAUCAAAAAUAACGUUGCAAAUGAAAGGGUUGAGUGCCACAGCGACGAGUCAGAAAAAGACAAUAGUGAGGACAAGAAACAGCCAGUUGAGAUACAGAUAACCAGCGGCACUUGGGAGGGCGAGUCGUGCGACCAACGGCAGCGUGCGCGGCGAUGGGUCGGCCUCAAACACCAGUCGGAGCCGGCGCGCGACCUGCUGUCCAACAACCCGCGCGUGUCGUGCGUGUGCGGCGCCUGCGCCAACUGCCCGCACUGCAGGGGACGCCGACGGAGACACAUUUGUACAAUCAAACAAGACUCCGGCAUCGCUUGUUCUGACGACUGUCCAGAUUGUACCGACGCGGAAAAUUCAGGUCCAGAUGGCUUUCGAAAAUCUGAAAGCUUGGAAUGUGAUGAACAAAUAUAUUAUUGCAGAUGUCCAGAACGCAAAGAAAAACUAAAGAGCAUAUCAUUGAGUCGAACAGAUUCAGACGACAGGUUGGAACCGACUGGAACAGAGCUGGUGAACUUCAUAAAGGAGACGUUGAACAAGAACGCCAGAGACAGGAUGACUCUACUCAAGAUAGAGAAGGAGCUACACGCGCUCGUCAACGAUACGGGGCGGUGCAUAGUUCGGUUCCCGGUGAUGACGUCAUACGGUCGUAUGUUGGUUCACCGAUGUGCGGCGCUGUUCCAGCUCUCCCACCACCUCGACCACAGCAACAAGAACGCCGUGCUAGUCUCCAAGACAGGUACCAGCGGUGGGCGAAUCCCUUGUACCAGUUUCAAACAAUGGUGCACAGCUACGUUCCCUCCAAGUCCUCAUAGAUCGAUAUUAAAAAGGGACACAAACUCGUUGGAUGAACCUGGCUCGGGUGCUUCAUCCAACGCCAGAAGCAAGUCCCUGGAGCAGAGGGAGAGGGAAUACGAGCGAAUGAAACUGAGAAUAUUCACGGAGGAUAAUUGUCCGCAAGACGAAAAUCAAUGGCCGUGGUUGAACUCUGGGCCGGUUAAACUUCUCACUCCAGAAACCGGAAGAAACAAACUCGUUAAGGUGCAAUCGCUGGAGAGCGGCGCAUCGCCGGGGGGAGGCGGGGCCGCGGGAGGUGGGGGAGGUCGGGGCGCGGUGUCCAAGAGCCACAGCUUCGGUGGGUACGGGGGCCGCGACCCGCACCCGCAUCCACACCACCCCAGGCUACUCAGCAGGCAAGGUGACCUAGCGUCGAGCAGUUGGCGGCUGUCGCCCUCAAGCUCCGGAUACAAAACCCUCAGUUUGCGAAGUACGGAUUCUGUUACACCCUCGCCUACUGGCGGUGCGAGUCCGGAGCCGUGUCCGUUGUACGCCGUGCCUCCCGGCGCACUCGUCAUCAACCCACAGACGGGGAGACCUCUCACCAAUCCUGACGGCAGUCUGUACCACUUUGAUCCCGCCAACCCACCGAUAAUCUAUGACGCUUCAGCGUAUCACGACGAAAAGAUCGACCAAAAUGUGGAGAAAAAACGUGGCAAACUGGAAAAACAGCAUUCCUUUAUCGACAACGAAUGCGAAUGUCAACCUACGGACGAGUCACGGAAUAAAUGUUGUUGUCCUUGUCGCCGAAACGACGCCUGCCGAAGGACAGAGAAGAGUGCUACUGAACAAUCUCAAAACCCACCGAGCCCGUGCGCUAACCUUUACGAGCACACAGAAACACAAUCUGACACCAAUAUAUACGAGUCGAAAGAGCAGAAACAAGACAAUAUCCAAUACGAAACGACGAAUACGCAAACAUACAGUGAAAAUUACGAGAACAACUACGAGAGACUCGAAGCCACCCAGAGGCAAACGUAUGACGCGAGGACCAAUCAGAGACCACCUUACGAACAGCCAUCCAAUCAGAUGCAGGAUAACCAGCAAGUUGGGAAACUUUCGCAUCAGGACAGCCAGGAGUUUUAUACGCCGACGUAUGGACAUGUCAAAAAUGGAGAGGUGGUAUCGCCCCCUGCACCACAACAUAGCAAACACAGCUACCCCCAACAAGAGAUGAAUAUACAAUCAUUGAGCCAAAAUAAAGGCACGCCAGUACCUAUGCCAGACCCCCACAUACGUCCUGUGUCUCUUACGAACAUGGCUUAUCCAACAAUACAGCAAAGUUACCCUUAUAUCAACCAAUUUAGAGUAGAACAGUCCUUACAGCCUGUAUAUCCUGGCAUGGUGCAUAAUGCAGAAGAUCACAAGGUCAACGCCACGCCACCACAAGAACCUACAUUCAGAAUAGAUCCCAGUUAUCCGUACGCGGCAGUUGAUUUCGCGUCCCAGUGCGGCGCUUGUGUAGAUCCUAACACCAUGCGAAGCUACAGUCUGCCUUACGGACAAGUGGAAGUACCACAGGCAGUGCUACCUACAUAUCCUGUAGGCAAUGUAAUGUUGCCUCAACACAUACAACACUACCCGUAUCAAGACGGGGUGCAAUGGCAGCCGCCUCCGAUGAUGCCGAUGCAACCCAAACUGGUUGUACCCGAACUGUACCCCGUGUACCCCAACAUGUAUCAGUACAAUCUGCUAUACCCUCAGGUGAUACCGCAACCUUACCCUAUAUGCCAGCCGAUGUACGGCGUCGUAGAGAAACCGCCAUCAAGAAGCAACAGCGUUACUAACGCGCACGCGAACAUUCAUUCGAAUACGAUGCCGAACACGUUCGCGAGCGCGGUCCACGCUGAGUAUAACAAUAGCACUGAGGCCCGUGCGCCGUCUACGCACAACAAUGAUAGUAAUGUGACGGCCCGAAGAAACUCCAACGAGAUCGCAGCCAAGAUACAGCAGAUCAAAGACCAGAUGGCGCAGCUGAACACGAGGGAUAGGGACAGAAGCAAACGCAACGACGAAUGGAAGAGGCGGAACAACGGGAACGGCAUACUCGGCAGCUAUCCCACAAACAACGUUAACGGGAGAGUCGACACUCGGCUGCAAGGAAGUACAUCGAAUGAUGAAACGCAGUUAAGUUCAGCUGCGCGGGCGAUUGUCAACUCUAUAAGGAACAUGCAAGUCAAGACCAAUAAUUAUCAAGACAGACGCGAGUACCAAUACCGGCCCGACCGAGCUGAUUACCGACGGCGGGAAAGGGACGGCGAUAGGUUAGAGCGAGACAACAAGCCGCCUGCUGACCGGAACCGGAACUUGCAGCUACAGUAUCGCCCACCCUACCUACUUAGACAGAUGUCACCGGGGACAUGGUGCCGGCGGUCUCCCGGGCCAGUGCAUCCAGUUCUAAAUCACCCGCGGCGACCAAACCCUGACGCCAGGAAUGGUAGACGUUAAACGCACAAUCAGACAAAUAAUAGCAGUAGAUAGUAACACGACAGCUGUUUGUACCACAUAUUGAUUAUACACUAAAAUAGAUUAUCGUUAUAAUGUUGUGGUUAUGCUAAAAACUUGAGAUUUCUAAGUAUAAUUCCGUCGGAAUGUUAUUGAAAAGUAAAUACGAACUAUAGUUCUAGAUCAGAUUACAUAUAAAUAAAAAAAUCUAAGCAACAAGCACUAACAAUGCAACCGAGACCUUAAUGGCCAUGUCGAAUUUCUUCUAGUAUUUCUGAGCUGUAGUUACAGAUAUGUUGUUUUAUAAAUCCGUUUGCUAUAAAAAAUAUGUGGUGCAUUCUACUUAAAAACACAAUAAAAAGAGUGACGUUAACUUUAAAUAAAUUAAAAAUAAAUAUAAUAAUAUGAUGAUAUAAUUAUAACAAUAUGAUGUUGAAAUCCAAAUUUGUAACAUGUCGAUUUCAGAGGACUUUGCACUUGACUUAAUAUUAAUUGCAAUAGUUUCUUUAACCUGACAAGAGAUGGCAGCACUUUCUAAUAAUUAUUAUUGUUCAUGAUUCGUUAUAGUUUUCAACAGCCAAUAUAAUUGGAUAUUUCACUAAAGCUAUAUAAGCGUGACUUUGCAACAUUUGUAUAAACAUCUCUUAUGCUGGAAGUGCCAUAUUUGGUAGUGUAUUUAAGUUUACUAUUUGUAAAUUUGACAGCAGUCUCUCCCUUUCAUUCCCUUGCCUUUGGAGCAUGUUAAAGAUAUACUGAUGUCAACAAGCAAAUACAAAUAGCCAUGUGAAGUACUAGCAGUAGACACUACAAAUGUUUUAACUUUGGUGUUUUCUUUCUAAUUUAAAAUUCAUAAUAUUGUUUUACACACAAAUUAUACAUCACACAAAAAAUUACAUGUGAAAAUUUUGAAUGUACUUACAAUGUUCUGUAAAUUUAUCAAUCUGUUUGUCAAGUCUUUAGUUUUGUUAGAUUCGUUUGAAUGGAGAAAAGCUGAAUUUGACAAACAAAUUUGACAGUUUGCAGAACUCCUAAUGGUGCUUUUUAAAUCGUUUAUUGUUAUGUAAAUAAUGUUAUAGCCCAACCUACUGAAUACGCCAUCUAUCGUUCGGUAGCCGAACUAAACAAUACAGUACUACCACUUGUCAGCGUGCUUAUAAAACAAUUCCACUACUAUUGUACGCAAAGUCGACAGGAGCGACACACCGCGCCGAGAUCUCACUUUGAACUCGAAACUAGUCAUUUUUAUACGAAUAAAGUGAAACUUAUAACUAUUUACUCUAUAUAAUUAAGAUUAUGCGCGAGUGUCGCAUCCUGACUCGAUAAACAGAAGUGACGUUAACAUUUUUUUAUAGUCAGUGUAUUAAGUUAAUUAUGUUUAGUUUUCAUUUUGCGGCCAAGUAAAAUGUGUAUUUAUAACUUUAGAAGUUUUUUUUGUUCGUUAGUAUCAUAAUAAUUAGAUCAUAUUAUAACUUUACACAUUUUAUUUGGCCUCCACAUGGUGUAAGUUGUACAUAACUGUAAGUUUUUAUAUAUUUUUUGUUUCUCUAAUUUUCAACUCUAUUCCCUUUUAAUAAGACAAUUUUAUCUGCAUGAAGGUGUGAAUGUAUUAAUUGCGGCGUGACACGAACUGUAUACUAGAUCUUAGACAUGUGAUAUUUUGUUAGUUACCAAAUAUUAUAAAGCGUACUCCAUUUGUGUACUGUCCAUAAAAAAGUGAUUCAAAUUCAGGCCAGUCAUAAGAUAUUAAAGAACCUCAAACAAAUGUUUGAAUGUGAAGAUCAUCUAUUAAAGAGAGUGACCAAACCAAACAAAACCACAAAACCGCGAUUAUAAGUAAUAUGUGAAGUACUUAAUAAAACUCGAAUAAUAAAAAUCAGAUAAGACGAUUGAAAUCACAAUCACCCGACACAGGGAUUGCACAUGAAACUUCUUUCUUCUUCUUCUUUCUACCCGGCCAGCAAAUUACUUUUUUUCACAAACUGACUGGCUCGCUUUUGCAUCGCAUACCCAUCAUAAUGAGAACUAAAAGUAGGAGACGCCUGGAAACGCUGAUUAAUGAAGCUUAGACAUAAAAGAAUAAACUUGUUAUGAAAAUUAUUUCUCUAUUACUUUCUAUGAUUAAGGUCCACUUGCAGCAAUAUUGCUAAAUAUCAAUUUAACUAAAACUAGAUCUAUCCAAUAGAACAAUGUCAAAACGGCAAUGACAAUUUGACAUCAUUAUAGACUAUAUCUAGUUUUGAGAUUAUCAAAAUUGCUUGAAGUGGGCCUAUGAUAAAAGAGAUUACAUUUUUCCAACUAAAUCUGUUACUAAGUACAUACCCUUAUAUAAUUUACCAUUUUAUUUUAGCUAUAAGUUCUCUUGGAGACGUUUCUGUGUUUAAUGACAAAUAAGAAAAUAUAAAUAAAACAAUCGCGACGACAAAAAAAACAAGUAACUAUGUGCCGACUGACAUUUAAAUAGAUGUGUACUAAAACCAUUUAUAAUUUUACCUAAUCCAAAAAGCAACAUAGAUAAUAAACAUAGAAUGUUAAACUAUUGUAAAUAUGUAAUUUGAAAUUUCCUCAUUAACAUGAAACAAAGUAACUGAAAUCGAGUGCGAUAAUAAAAACAAGUUACAUAGUUUUAACCAUACAUACAUAUCUCGACGUUAAACAUUAAAUAGAUUAAAAAAACAUAUGGUAGAAUAAAAAAUGGAAUAAGUGAAAUAAGUCAAACUUUUUUUCCUCUAAAUUGUUCAGGAAGAAUGGUAUUGAUGUUAGUCGCCCUGCCAUAGUACAUAUGUAUCCGAAGUAGCCAAUCCCUUUAGCCUUGUAAAUAAACUGCGUAGUCUAUUUUUGACUAAUGGGAAUUAAUAAUGAUCCCAAUUGUAACUUAAAGUGCGAAGAAUUUGAGAUCAGUGAUUUCAUAUAUGUCUGUUAUGAACUGUGUGAAAUUCCUCUUGGGCAAAGUAGCCACAUUAAUCAGAAAGGCAAAGGGAAAGUAGCUAUGUGUUUAUAAACUACGAAUAUAUUUAUAAAUCUUUCAUAGCAUAUAAGAAUCUUUUCUGUUUUUGUUAUGUUUUUUAAAUACAGAAUUAGAUGUUGCAAAUACAGACUUUGUUACCGUUGAGAUAAAAGUUGAUUAAUAUCUUGGCAUGGCGCAAAAAUCAGGUUGAUUGACUCGAAAAUGAUUGAAAAUUGGAAAUAAAAGCUUCUUUCUUUACUAAGUUUAUAUGGUUAGGCGGAUGAAUUUAGAAAUACAAAAUUAGAUGUUGCAAAUCCAGACUUUGUUAUCGUUGAGAUAAAAGUUGUUUAAUAUCUUGGCAUGGCGCAAAAAAUCAGGUUGAUUGACUCGAAAAUCAUUGAAAAUUGGAAUUAAAAGCUUCUUUACUAAGUUAUGAGGAGCUCGAUGGCGCGGGUGGUUAGCGCGUUCGGCUGCGAUCGUUGAAGUUAAGCAACUUUCGCAGUGGUCGGUCAUUGGAUGGGUGACCAAAAAUCUACUAUCUCGAGUUCCUCCGUGCUUCGGAAGACACGUUAAGCCGUUGGUCCCGGCUGCAUCUGAAGUCGUUAGCUCCCGCCAACCCGCACUAGGCCCGCGUGGUGGGUCAUGGCCCAAUCUCCCUAUUCCAUCCAUAGGGAAGGCCUGUGCCCCAGCAGUGGGGACAUUAAUAGGCUGAUGAUGAUUACUAAGUUAUAUGGUUAGGCGGAAGUUUAUUAUUGAAUGGGACGUCGGUAAAUCGCUGAGAAUGGAAAAUGUAUCGUAAACAUAUACCAUGUACUUUUACUAUUUGUUCAUUGAAUAAACUGAUAAUCAUAGCAAAGCUUUCCACUGUGUAAUAAAAUGCUAUACGACUUUACAAAUUAUAAAACUUAGUUUCUAAUAUUAUUAAUUGUAUUAGAACAGAAAUAAAACAACAUCUGCCAAACGUGUUGGCAAGUAAACCGAUAUAAUAAUAUAAUCCAUUUAUACUUCACGUUUUAGAAAGCAAUUGAAGAUUUUAUUUCGCUCUCUCUUAAUACUUCCUUGAAGUCCAAAAAUUACCACCACACAUCGAAAUUCAUCUUUCCAAAGCCUUAUAAAUUAAUUCCGUCUGUCGCGUUGUUGUAAGUACGGUGUCUCUUUCAAAAACCUACUAUUAUGCCAGUUGACGCAUAGUUCUGUUUUAAUACCAAAAAAAUGUACGGCAGAUGAAUCCUACCCACAAUGGAUGUGGCUCGUAGGAUGAAAUAAUUUAUAUGAACGUUUAUUUUAACAUGUAGAGAAUAUCGUUGUUAAUAUUAAAGAUUUUAGCCUAUA